AUCUCCAAUAUGAGGGAAGGUAUUGAGAUAAUAUUUCGAAUAAUUAGAGUUCUAUAUAUUAUAACUCUUUUAGGAUUAUAAAACUUAGUACUUCAUAAAUAAAUACUUAACAUAAAGACAACUCAUUAAACUUUAACACUUUUUCCUUUUUCUCUCUCUUCCACCUUUUUAUAUUCUUCUUCCGUCAAACAAAUAACAGUCAAAAACACCCAGAAAAUUUAAAUAAACAAACCCAGAAAAAUUCAAACUUCCAAAAACAUGGGAAGAAAAUCAAGGAACAAAAUCAUCAUAAUCAUCAUCAUCUUCUUCAUCCUAUGUUUUAUCACUCUCUCUCAUCACUUAUAUCGUUACGCUCACAAUUCUCCGCGUCUAUUCUUUUCUCUCUCCUCAGAAAACAACCUCUUUUCUCCGCCUCCACCAUACUUUCUCUCUCCUCCACCACCACCACCACCAUAUUUUCUCUCUCCUCCAACUCCACCACCAGAAUCACAACCACAACCAAUCACAACCGUCGAAAUUCCAUCACAAUCAACGGCAUUAUUAUCAACGGUUGCGAUCUUAAUUCCAGAUUGGGAAGUUCUAGUAAUCGUACCACCUGAAUCAACCCUAAUUCCGCCAUUAGAGAAUAAUUACCUCUGUGUUUUUCCAGAUAAAUCAUCACCACCGGCGAAAUUCGCCGGAAAACUUCCUUUCAACGGCGGUUAUGCAUUCAAGUGUGAAUUUCCGGCGAGUAAUCGCCGGAGAUUGCCGUUUUUUCAACCGUCGUUAGUCCGUACAGAGGAGAGAGAAAAUUUCGUACGGAAAAUUAUUCCUUCGCCAAAAGUUCUAUUAAGGUGGAAUUUCAUUGUUUAUGAUUCGUUUACUACAGAAAACGACGUUGUUUUGUUCGUUAAAGGUGUUAAUAAUCGUCAAGGAGUUAACAGACCUCCGUCAGAUUUCCGUUGUGUUUUCGGUGAUGAUCCAUUAACGGCGGUUAGAACUUCCGUUACUUCUUCUGUUCAAGAGGUUUUCCGUUGUAAUCGGCCGGAAAUUACGGGGAACCGUCCGAUGAGUGUGACAGUUGAAAUUUUGGAGAAUGAUCGGACGGUUGUGAUGAUUCCAUCUUUGGCGCGCUUUUUUCCAGAUAUUCGGCGCACGAUAGUGCAAUCAGAGAGAAAGUCGCAAUUGUGCGCCUGCACGAUGGUGUAUAAUGUGGGGAAGUUUUUAAGAGAGUGGGUUAUGUUUCAUUCUAAAAUUGGGGUUGAGAAAUUUAUUCUUUAUGAUAAUGAUAGUGAUGAUAAUUUGGGGGCCCAAGUUGAGAGUCUUAUAAAUGAAGGGUAUGAUGUUAGGAUUGUUUAUUGGGUUUGGCCCAAAGCUCAAGAGGCUGGGUUUUCUCAUUGUGCACUUUACUCGGCCCAAAUAUCUGAUUGGGCCGCGUUCAUUGACGUUGACGAGUUUUUUCUCUCUCCUACGUGGCUUGAGUCACGUCAACCGUCUACCAAUAUGUUGAGAUCGUUGUUGCCGAAAGAACCGGAGCUAGAACGGGUUGGACAAGUAUCGAUACGAUGUAAUGAGUUCGGCCCGUCUGAUCAAGUGGUUCACCCGAUUGAAGGGGUUACACAAGGGUAUACAUGUAGAAUUCGUGUGGACCAAAGACAUAAGUCUAUUGUGUAUCUUCCUGCAAUAGAUGACUCUCUUUUAAAUGUGAUACACCACUUUAAGAUUAAAGAUGGAUAUAAUUCGAUUCAAAUUGGGACAAGUCAGGCUAUUGUGAACCAUUAUAAGUACCAAGCUUGGCCCGAAUUUCGAGCCAAGUUUCGAAGGCGAGUUUCGGCUUAUGUUAUUGAUUGGCGACAAAAUUUGAACCCAAGAUCGAAUGAUCGCGCACCCGGGUUAGGGUUUGAACCUAUUGAACCUCCCGGGUGGGCUCAAAGGUUUUGUGAGGUGAGAGAUGAGAAGAUGAAAGUGUUAACGAGGAGGUGGUUUGGAGUUAGUGAGUCCACUAUGGCUUGGCAAAGUGGUUAGUGAUAUUGAUAUUAGUAUCAAAGGCUACUUUUGUUUUUUUAGUGAUGCAUGGAUGUGCAUGAGAAAUAUCAAAUAUCACAAAGCACGUAGCAUAAGAUGAUGUAAAGAUGAAGGUCCAUAACACACCAAAGGGAUGAUUAGGUGUACAUAUUACUCUUUUAGAUUCAUCGCAUAGAUAGAUAUGAGAAAUAGGAGUAGAGAGUAACAUUAUUGUUUUCCUUCUUUUGUAAAGAUUUAUCCACUUCUUUUUGCGUUAUAUUGAUAAAUUAUGUCAUUGUUUUU
This is a messenger RNA of Beta vulgaris subsp. vulgaris (sugar beet), 2286 nucleotides long. RefSeq names its product glycosyltransferase family 92 protein At1g27200. The coding region runs from base 259 to 2004 and encodes 581 amino acids. The transcript has a single exon. The record is from RefSeq and is a predicted model, not a curated record. Lineage: Eukaryota; Viridiplantae; Streptophyta; Magnoliopsida; Caryophyllales; Amaranthaceae.